UUAUGUCGGCAUUAUAUCAACGAUUUUUGAAAGUACUUGAAAAGUGGCCGGCAGACAAAUCAAAAGUGGGCAGGGAUCUUGGUGAACAGAUUAGAAAGCAAGUAACAAAUCUCUCGAAUCCUGCAGCUUUAACAGCAGACGUUACUGCCCAAAUUACCAAACAAAUCGAUUCCAUUGAGCGUUUAGCCAAUAACACAUACGGUCGUAAAUAUAAACGUGUCUACGAUUCAACAGCCACAGGUUUGUCGGCCCAGCAGUGUAAUCAAGUUUUAUCGUCCGAGUUUUUGCAAUACCUCAACGAAGAUAGCAAAAAGAAAAAUUAAAAAAUAAUCACCCCAAAAAAUA
Messenger RNA from Musca vetustissima, 345 nucleotides. Its product is annotated as ubiquinol-cytochrome c reductase complex assembly factor 2. The record is from RefSeq and is a predicted model, not a curated record. The transcript has 2 exons. Gene Ontology annotation, biological process: mitochondrial respiratory chain complex III assembly. NCBI's taxonomy places the organism in Eukaryota, Metazoa, Arthropoda, Insecta, Diptera, Muscidae. Bases 3 to 323 code for a protein of 106 amino acids. Gene Ontology annotation, cellular component: mitochondrial matrix.